AUGCCUCAUAAAACUACACCCAAAUAUAAGAAACACAAGCUGAUGGAUCCUGUGGAGAACCUGGAGGACUACAUCUGCCAGAAACAUGAGAGACCCCUGGAGCUGUUCUGUAGAGACGACCAGACGUGUGUGUGUCAGUUCUGCACUGAGGGAGACCACCGGACUCACAGCACUGUUCCUAUAGAGGAGGAGAGUGGAGAGAAGAAGACUCAGCUGGAGAAGACACAGGCAGAAGUUCAGCAGAUGAUCCAGGAGAGACUGAAGAAGAUCGAGGAGAUCAAACACUCUGUAGAACUCAAUAAAAUUUACCCGUCCCUCUGCAGACCCCCACACACCAAGAACUGGACUGACGUCAGUGUUAACACUCCUCUGAGUGUGGAGAGUCUGAGGAGAGCUCUGUCUCAGCUUCAGGAACAUCUCACACAGGAGAUGGAGAAGAUUGAACUGAGGAGAAUUCAGCAGUAUGCAGUGGACGUGACUCUGGAUCCUGAUACAGCUCAUCCUAAUCUCAUCCUGUCUGAUGAUGAAAAACAGGUUACACAUGGAGACAAACAACAGAAACUCCCUGAUAAUCCAGAGAGGUUUGAUACUCAUAUCUAUGUUCUGGGAAAGGAGGGUUUCUCCUCAGGGAGAUUUUACUAUGAGGUUCAGGUCAGUGGGAAGACUAAGUGGGAUUUAGGAGUGACCAGAGAGUCCAGCAAAAGGAAGGGAGAGAUUACACUGAGUCCUGAGGAUGGAUACUGGACUGUACGUUUGAAUGAAACUAAAUAUAAAGCUCUGGAUUCUCCUCGCGUCCUCCUCUGGUUAAAUCAGGCUCCCCAGAAGGUGGGGGUGUUUGUGGAUUAUGAGGAGGGUCUGGUCUCCUUCUAUGAUGUUGAGGUCAGAUCUCAUAUCUACUCUUUCACUGGUCAGUCUUUCACUGAGAAACUCUUUCCAUUCUUUAACCCAUGUUUCAAUGAUGGAGGGAAGAACUCAGCUCCACUGAUCAUCACUCCUGUUCAACAUGAUUAA
Messenger RNA from Astyanax mexicanus (Mexican tetra), 1011 nucleotides. RefSeq names its product zinc finger protein RFP-like. Bases 1 to 1011 code for a protein of 336 amino acids. Lineage: Eukaryota; Metazoa; Chordata; Actinopteri; Characiformes; Acestrorhamphidae. The transcript has 5 exons. Gene Ontology annotation, molecular function: protein binding; zinc ion binding. The record is from RefSeq and is a predicted model, not a curated record.